AUGGGCGUGAUCCUGAGCAUCGCCGCCUGCCUCAUCAUCUCCACCAACCUGGUGGUGGCGGUCGCUCUACUAAAGCUGCUCCUUAAGAAGAGCAGCCAGAGCUGGUGCUUUGUCCUCAACUUGGCUCUAGCCGACGCCCUGGUGGGUGUGGCCAUCACUGGCCUGGCCACAGAAGACUUCAACAGCAACAACAACAUUAUCCCUCAGAACCAGGUCACUGCUGGUCUUCCCACAAACACCACGCCUCCUGCUCAGGGGAAGAACCGGUGUCUGAUGCGGAUGGCCUUUGUGACCUCGCCCUGCACGGCAUCCAUCAUGUCCAUGUUCCUGAUCUCGCUGGACCGCUACGCGGCCAUCAAGAUGCCCUUGCGAUACUCUCUGCUGUCUGGGAAGGGGACGGCAGUCGGGUCCUUGCUGGCUCUGUGGAUCAGCGCCAUCACUGUGGGAUUCCUGCCAGUCAUGGUGCGGCAGCUGCAGGCGGAGGGUUACGACGGCUUUUGCGCCUUCUUCUCCGUCAUUCAUGAAGUUGGCAUCAUCGUCCUGUUCAGCUUGUGCUUCUUCCCCGUGCUCUCGGUGUUCGUCUACAUCUACCUGGACAUCCUGAAGAUCGCCUGCAGCCACCAGAAGCAGAUCUGUCAAGUCAGGCAAGCAGGCUCCAGGACGGCUGACCACCACGGCCAUCAGCAUUAUCAACAUCACCACCAGCACCAGCAGCUGAGAAGUGGUUACUGGAGUCACGUCAAGGCCCUGAGGACGGUGGCGGUGCUCGUGGGCUGCUUCUUGGUGCUCUGGUGUCCCUUCUUUGUGGUGUGCAUAGUGCACGUUCUGUGUAAAACCUGUCAACUCGCUGGCGUGCUGGAGAAUUAUCUGUGGCUGUUGGGACUGUCAAACUCACUGAUCAACCCCCUGGUGUAUGCCUUUUGGCAAAAGGAGGUGCGGCUGCAGUUAGCAGCCAUGUUUUCCUGCUUUACAGGCAGGUUGUUGGCUGCUGGAUCACAAGGUACCACAGACAGAUACGACCCUCAGCAACCUGUGCAGACUCAAGCCUGUGUUUCUGGUCUAGAUGCCGUUAACCCCGCACUGUUGCCAAUUACCUGCAACAAUGAGGCUCAGACUGUGGCACCGUCUGCCACGAGUGACUUAUGAAAGAGGCUAACAAAA
Molecule: messenger RNA, 1161 nt
Organism: Seriola dumerili (greater amberjack)
Lineage: Eukaryota; Metazoa; Chordata; Actinopteri; Carangiformes; Carangidae
Gene: gpr119
Product: G protein-coupled receptor 119
Exons: 2
Coding region: 1-1146 (381 amino acids)
Biological process (GO): G protein-coupled receptor signaling pathway
Cellular component (GO): membrane
Molecular function (GO): G protein-coupled receptor activity; phosphatidylcholine binding
Source: RefSeq, a predicted model, not a curated record